Messenger RNA from Oryctolagus cuniculus (rabbit), 1413 nucleotides. It is a transcript of the gene FOSL1, whose product is annotated as FOS like 1, AP-1 transcription factor subunit. NCBI's taxonomy places the organism in Eukaryota, Metazoa, Chordata, Mammalia, Lagomorpha, Leporidae. Gene Ontology annotation, cellular component: nucleus. Gene Ontology annotation, molecular function: RNA polymerase II cis-regulatory region sequence-specific DNA binding; DNA-binding transcription factor activity, RNA polymerase II-specific. Gene Ontology annotation, biological process: regulation of transcription by RNA polymerase II. The record is from RefSeq and is a predicted model, not a curated record.
GCGAGGUGCGCGUGAGUCAGAACGCAAGCCUCCGACGCGGACCGCGCGGAGCAGCCGCCAGCCCAGGGCAUGUACCGAGACUUCGGGGAACCCGGACCGAGCUCCGGGGCCGGCGGCGCGUACGGAGGCCCCCCGCAGCCCCCCGCCGCGGCGCAGGCGGCGGCCCCGCAGAAGUUCCACCUCGUGCCCAGCAUCAACGCUGUGAGUGGCAGCCAGGAGGUGCAGUGGAUGGUGCAGCCUCACUUCCUGGGGCCCGGCAGUUACGCCAGGCCUCUGGCCUACCCCCAGUACAGCCCCCCACAGCCCAGGCCAGGAGUCAUCCAGGCUCUGGGGCCGCCUCCAGGAGCACGUCGCCGGCCCAGCGAACAGAUCAGCCCAGAGGAAGAGGAGCGUCGCCGAGUGAGGCGGGAGCGGAACAAGCUGGCUGCGGCCAAGUGCAGGAACAGGAGGAAGGAACUGACCGACUUCCUGCAGGCGGAGACGGACAAGCUGGAGGACGAGAAGUCCGCGCUGCAGCGGGAGAUUGAGGAGCUGCAGAAGCAGAAAGAGCGCCUGGAGCUGGUGCUGGAAGCCCACCGCCCCAUCUGCAAAAUCCCAGAAGCAGCCCAGGACAGCGGCGACCCAGGCGGCUCCGGCGGCACCAGCAGCCCGCCCGCCCCCUGCCGCCCAGUCCCUUGCAUCUCCCUCUCCCCGGGGCCCGUGCUGGAGCCCGAGGCACUGCACACCCCCACGCUCAUGACCACGCCCUCCCUCACUCCCUUCACCCCCAGCCUGGUCUUCACCUACCCCAGCACCCCUGAGCCCUGCUCCUCCGCCCAUCGCAAAAGCAGCAGCAGCAGUGGGGAUCCCUCCUCAGACCCCCUGGGCUCCCCAACCCUCCUGGCCUUGUGAGGCAGCCCAGCCCCCCUCCUGCAAGGCGCCACCCCAGAAGGCAUCUCCUCCCCCGCCAGCCCCCGCCCCGUUCCCGGGUCCAGCUGGCCUGGACCGCCCAGCCCUCGCGGCGCUUCUCCAUCCCCCCAGGUGAAACCGAGCACAUUUGCACCAAAUCUCAGACCAAACAUCUCCCAUCUGUCAGAAAAACCCAGAGAGACUUUGUAUGACCCCCUAGGGGCCCUGUGGAGCCCACACCCACCCCCCACACUGUCCAGGGAGCCUGUCUCCCAGCCUACAACACUAAUUCACCAGCCCCACUGCCAGCAGCGCACGGCCACGGGCCGACCCCUCCGGCCCGCACAGCCCACGAGGUGUGUGCCACGGGCUUCUAUGACGAGCUCACCUGUAGCCCCCACUCUGAGAAGCCUUUAGCCCCCAGGGAAUCGAGGCCUCCAGAGGGAGGGGCAGCUGCUAUUUAUUUUCCAGAAGAGAGUAUUUUUAUACAAACCUGCCAACAUGGAAUAAAAGGCUUGAAGCUCU